This is a messenger RNA of Dermatophagoides pteronyssinus (European house dust mite), 2457 nucleotides long. Its product is annotated as DNA replication licensing factor MCM4-like. Lineage: Eukaryota; Metazoa; Arthropoda; Arachnida; Sarcoptiformes; Pyroglyphidae. The record is from RefSeq and is a predicted model, not a curated record.
AUGUUAAAUAGUAUACCUUCAAUUUCGCGAGGCGGAACGGCUGCUAGUAGUAAUUUUGACGUUUUAAAUGGAGCUUUAGGUUUACGAGAUAAUAUUGAAGGAAUAGAUAGCAUUAUCCAUUUUAAAGAAGUAAUAACUGCUCAAGUAACGCAAUUUUUAAAUACUUUUGAAGUUAAGGACGAAAAUCGGCUUUCGAAACUACGUUAUGCGGAAUCUAUUCUUGAUUGUUCUAGAUCAGGCUCGUUUUACCAAAGACAUCUAGAAGUUUUAUGCCGUAACUCAGAUUUUAUUGAUUCAUCAGUUAUAGCACUAAACAAAACGUAUGGUAACGCAGUUUUAAAGUUUCAGAUGGAAGAUUUAGCUUCAUUCUUAAAUGGAGACUUAAGCGAAUUUGCAAUUUACUUUACACCUGAAACUAUUAACAUUUUUGAUGAAGUGUUAACUAAUUACUUAAAAGAGUUAUUGACUUAUUGGGGGAUAAGUAAUACAUUCUUACCGUUCAAUACAAUAAGGUCUGUUUUCACUGGUCAGAGCGAUGUGAAGAGUAUUCGAAACAUUGAUUCAAGUGAAGUCGAAACGUUAGUAACCGUAAAAGGUAUUUGUAUUAGAGUUAGUAAGAUUAUUCCCGAAAUGCAAGUAGCGGUUUUCAAAUGUGAAGGAAAAAUAAACCGGGGUUAUUAUCCGAAAGUUUGCGAAAAUGAAAUUUCAUCUAAGGUUAUACGUGGAAAUAUAGAAGCGCCGCAAUUUUGUGACGUUUGUCAAAAUAGAAAAUGUUUUACAAUUUUCCACGACAAAUGUGUGUUUUCAAGUAAGCAGAUGCUAAAAAUUCAAGAAACGCCCGAUUCAUUGCCGGAUGGACAAACUCCUCAAACUAUUUUUGCUUUUGUCUAUGAUCAUUUAAUCGAUUCAAUAAGGGCUGGAGAUUACAUACAGAUUACAGGUAUAUAUCGAGCGUUACCAGUAAGAAAAAGUAUUAAACAGCGAACAAUCCGAUCAAUAUUUCGUUGUGGUAUCGAUGUGUUAGAUGUUGUUAUUCAGUCAAACGCAUCAUAUGAAGAUGAUGCAUCGCUUGAAGAAUUUGAAGAAGUAUUAGCAGAUGAGCUAAGUACUUCGAAAUAUACAAAUUACAUAUUUAAAACGGAUGAACAAGAUUUUCAACCAAGUUUUGUCGUUAGAGCAAACGAGUUUGCAAAGCACGAAAAUGUAUAUGAGAAUUUAGUUUCUGCAUUUGCGCCAGAAAUCUGGGAAUAUCAAGAUAUUAAAAAAGGAUUAUUAUGUUUAUUGUUCGGAGGAAAUACCUCUUAUUUGAGCGAAGGAAAAAGUUGUGUUCGAACUCGUGGAGAUAUUCAUGUAUUAUUGUGUGGCGAUCCCUCAACAGCAAAAAGCCAGUUAUUGAAAUACGUUCAUCAAAUUGCACCACGGGGAGUGUACUGUGUCGGACGUGGAACUUCAUCGGCUGGAUUAACAGCGUCUGUAACAAAAGAUCCUGAGUCAAAUGAAUAUGUUUUAGAGGCGGGAGCUGUUGUUUUGAGUGACAAAGGUAUUUGUUGUAUCGAUGAAUUUGAUAAAAUGCCUGAAAACACACGUACAAUCCUCCAUGAAGUUAUGGAACAACAAACAGUUAGUAUUACCAAAGCAGGUAUUGUUUGUUCUUUGAACACUCGUGUAGCCAUAUUAGCAUCGGCAAAUCCAAUCAAAAGUAAAUAUGAUGCUCGAAAAUCUGUUGUCGAAAAUAUAAAUAUGGUUUCGACAUUGUUAUCUAGAUUCGAUUUAAUAUAUUUAAUGUUGGAUAUAAGUAACCCAGAACAAGAUCGUAAAAUAGCAAAUCACAUAUGCGAACUUUACACUAAAAAAAACGAGUACAAUGAUAAGUUUUCUGAAACCCGCAAGCACGUAAACAUAAAGUUUUUGAAAAAUUACAUUAGAUAUGCUAAAGCAAUCUGCAAUCCAAUUAUUGAACCAGAAAUUGAGAAUGUUCUAAUAGAAACUUAUUUAAAAUUGAGAGGUUAUGGAUCUGCGAAAACAUUAAUGGGUACCCCUAGACAGCUUGAUAGCUUAAUUAGAAUAGCUACGGCUUUAGCAAAAAUGGAAUUAUCUAGCGUUGUUAAAAAGGAACAUAUAGAUGAAGCGGCCAGGUUGUUAACUGUUGCGACCUAUGCUACCUUAACUGAUCCUGUAACAGGAAAAAUCGAUUUCGACCAACUUAAUAUUGGUGUUGGUGAAGCUGCUAGAACUAGGCAAAGCGUACUAGAAAGGGUACUAUUGAAAAUUUUAAAUGAUUUACCUGAAGGUUUGCCAUUGGUGGAUAUUGAAGAAAAAAUGAACCAAGAACUCAAAGAACAAAGCCACAAACUUCUUUCUCCAAAGGAAUUUCAGACGUUAAUUAAUUUUGCUAUAAAUACAGGUUUAAUUGGGCGUGUAGGAGCAAUUAAUUACAUAAGUCUUAUGAAAAUAUAA